Molecule: messenger RNA, 501 nt
Organism: Lycium barbarum (goji berry)
Lineage: Eukaryota; Viridiplantae; Streptophyta; Magnoliopsida; Solanales; Solanaceae
Product: secreted RxLR effector protein 161-like
Exons: 1
Coding region: 1-501 (166 amino acids)
Source: RefSeq, a predicted model, not a curated record
AUGCCAAAUAAAGAUAAACCUGUUGCACAGUUAGAUUAUGCACGAUUCAUUGGGUGCUUAAUGUAUGCCAUGACAAGUACACGACCAGAUAUUGCGUUUGUUGUCGGCAAGUUAAGUAGAUACACAAGUAAUCCAAGUAAAUUGCAUUGGUAUGCAAUUUAUAGAGUAUUGAAGUACCUGAAGAAAACAAUUGAUUAUGGAAUUUGUUAUUCGGGUUUUCCUUCUGUUUUGGAAGGAUAUUCUGAUGCUAGUUGGAUUUCAGAUAGAGUAGAUCAUGCAUCUACAAGUGGUUGGAUUUUUAUGCUAGGUGGAGGUGCAAUUUCUUGGGGUUCCAAGAAGCAAAAAUGUAUAACUGAAUCCACUAUAGCAUCUGAAUUUAUUGCUUUAGCCUCGGCGAGCAAAGAAGCGGAAUGGUUAAGAGAUUUACUCUACAAUAUCCCACUAUGGCCAAAGCCAAUGUCACCAAUUUCAAUCAAUUGUGAUAGUCAAGCCACUUUGUGA